CAACAGUUCGUGCUUAGGAUCACUAUCUUUUUUUAAAGAGACCAUCGGCUAUAUUGUUUGACUCAAAAAUAUGUCAUAUAUUUGAAAUAUAUCCCUAAGCGUUGUCCAUUUUCAAGAUUCUGGAGAACAAAUAUGGCCACAUCGAUUUUCUGGUAGGAUAAAAGACAAUUUGAUUGUCUUGUUGUACAUAAAACUGAGAAAAAAGCGCAGCGUUUGUACGUUACGUUACUGUUGUUAAAUCUGCUCAUUGAAUUUUGUGUUUCAUGUUGUUAUCCUGGACUUUGUAGUUUCUGAUUUGUUAUCAGAUGAAAUUGCCUAAUUUUAUGACAACCUACUUAUUGUUUGCAACUUAGAAUACUGCACACUUUGAUCUGAGGUUUCAUCUGGCAAACGGAGUUGGUAAGUAACGUGUUUUAUAACUCUUUGUAGAAAACACUGAAUCGUCAUUGAGAUGUCAAAUAAGAUUUAGUUUGCAAAUUUUUCCUGUUACAUUCUCCCAUUCUCAAAUGGUUGUAGACGGUACAGAAUAAUUCCACACCGCUAAAGCAUACUUCGGCACCAACCGUAAAGUUUUUAACCACUUUAAAAUUGACACUUAUAUAUAGCAGAAGUUUAAGCAUCGAGGCUGGGAAAUCACAGUGUAGAAAAAGUUUAAUAUAUCUGGUGAAUUAUCAAACAUAAUCGAAAGUAUUGAGAGUUGGAGAUUGGGGUAAGAUUUGUCACAGACUAGUAUUAGGAGUUGAGAAUAAUAAUACGGUUAAGAUAAGAGAAUAUUUGGUAGCCAUAUCGAUCAGAUAUAGUCCCUUGUUUUGGAACCUCAAGAGCCUUUCGUUGAAAAUUUGUAAAUUAAGCUGAAAUUCUAUAUAUUUUUGAAAGUUAUUUAUAUCUCUUACUCUCACCAUCAUUUUAAGAAUUAAGCAAUUCCAAGACUUUUCGUUACCUUUGUAAAGCGAGAUUUAGGGUAAUAAACUUCCGAGGUUUCUAUUUUUCUCCUCUUAAGCAAUUCUUUAAUCUGUAAAUGCACGUGUUCUCUGAAACUUCGCAGACUGUGUAUUUCCUGUAGCUAGGUUUUUAACACGUGUAGCAACCCAAUCCAACCUAUUUUCGAUUUAUUUAUUUCUAUUUAUAAGCCGUAAUUUAGAACAGGGUGUAAUUCUCCGACGAUAUCUUUCAAAUACGUCUCCGUAUUUAUCAAUUUGUAGAACUCAAUGAAACGAACAAAUUGCUUUCCAAACUGUUACUUAGCAAUUCAGAUGGUAACAUAUGUGAUUGUCACUUGUACUCUUUUCAGGCCUUGGGAUCGCAUCCUGACCGACCGUGGUGGGACUAUAAUUUAUGGGUGACCUUUGAGCGAUGCCAAAGUGACCUUGAGCAUGUCCACCUACUAUAUAGGACUAAAUGAGAGUCAUGAACCAUAGUGAGAGAUUAGAAUUAUGAUUUACGGUUGAUGGUUUGGGUUAGGAAUUAGACUUAGGGUUUUUGUCACAAAAUGACACCAUCUAAAAUCCAGAAACGCUAUUUAACCAAAUAGAUGACUGAGUUUCUCACCGGAUAUCUUAUAUCUGAUUGGUUCGCCCAUAAAUUAUAGUCUCGUUCCGACUGCAAUCUUACCAAUUUCAUGUAUCAGGAAAUGCAUUUAGCGAUUUCAAUCUGGACUUACUUUCAUGUUCUUAAAUUCUGCUGAAACGACAUCUGUAACUUCAUUUUUUUCUUGUGCGACCCUAGUGAUUUUGAUCAAUGGCUGCGGUUAGGUACAUAUUGACAAAUUUUAUACUCCCGUUUCAUGUGUGUAUGUGGAGAGUUGGUCGGUUAUCAGUGGUGCCUUUGUUCAGUUUAGUUUGCGUUACAAAUCAUUCUGAAAAAUAAGUAUGUUCGUCUGACUCCUUGUUAUUAUUAGGAAGCAUUAAAGAUGUUAUUAUCCAUGUUUCAUCUAAGUAUAGAAAUAAUAGUGUGUCUACGACUUUAACAACCACGUAUAAAUUCUCCGGAAAGAAAAACUGAGUUAUUGCCUAUCCUCUUGAUUGUGUCAAUAUUCAGGUCAAAUUUUAUCUUUGUAGGUCGAUUAAUCUAAUAUAAGUAGGCUAAAUAACAGAACGUGUUCAAUAUCUUUCAUGUUUAGAUAUAUUUUAGAAUGACUUAUUCGUUUAGUUAAUUCGUUCAUAACAAAAUUAUACGCUACUGUUCUACAGUGGAACACUUACAUAGUGAAAUAUAUAUAACUUUAUUAUAUUGCCUUGGAUGCUCAUAAUUAAGGAAUAUGAAACCAAAUAAAUUUAUCAAUAACGGUUUUUUGGGUAUAACAGUGUGUAGUUUGAUUUUCUAUACAAAUUUGUGGGACGGUUUAUUGGGAAGUCAUUCUAAUAUCAUUAUCCAUUGUGUCAAUUGAAUACCAUUUUAAUGAUUAAACAGAAUUUGUUUAAUUGAUAUAUAUAUAUGGUAUAGAGAUACACAGAAGCCAGCCACCAUGAAAAUAUUUGAUUAAGGAUAAUGCAAAACGUUAAUCAGAAACUUCUUAAGUACCAUGUCCCACAGAAAAUCUGAAUUUUACGGUAAAUACAGAAUCAGAAGCCUUUUAAAUAAUUCAUAUUAGUAAGCUGGAAACCAAACUACUCAUACAAAAACAGUAUAAUCUGUAUAAGUAUCGGUAAAUGUAUGAGUGUAAUGUAUAACCUAGAAAGAUAAGAUUUGACAUCCAUACGUUGUAAUUUGUAGUAAAAAGCUUUGAGGGUCGAUUGCGAUAGGGUAAACUUUUUGACCAAUUCAUAUGCGGAAAUACAUCUUACUGUAUUACUACUACAUUGUCCUUGAUAGGUAUACUGUGAGAAGUUCAUUGACAUAUUCAGAACUAUUAUGAUUUUGAUUGUACUAAAAAUAUUCCUAAUUGUUUCCUUCUUACCAUUUAAACCUGUGUUAAUUUUAUUCGGUUAUUUAUGUGCUCUGAAGAUAUGGCUUACAUUAAGUCGCAAAACGUCGGAAAUACAAUUUUCUGCUCAUUGAGAUAUAACAAAAAGGAUGUUUUCCACUAACUUUCUAUCCAAUGAUCAAUUUAUUUGAAACUGUCAAAUUCAACCUUGAAAUUGAUACCUACAGUGAAAAGUUUGUUUAAAUAGUGUUGUUGAAUUCGCAUUAUUAGUUGCACCCAUCUCUAACUGUAAACACUACUGAGGCAUUUUUUGUUACAAUAUAAGGUUUUUAGUUUCGAAAGUGACAUUCUAUUUCAUGCUUUCGCCCAAACAAUACUUCAGAUUAUUUAGAGUUGUUUUAAAUGUCAAGUUUCGAUUGGUAUCUGACCGCAUUUACCACUUAAUUUGUUUGGCGUUUCUUUUUAUUACAGCCAAAUGUUCUCCUCAGAUUAUGAUGGUUGUGAGUCUGACAGUAGUUCAUCCAGGUAAUUUAUGACCAUCAAUCAUCAUUCGUGUCAUUUUAUUUCGUUAAAGUGAUUUGUGUUAUGACAACAGAAGUGUCAAUGCGAUCGAGAUAUCCAAAGCUAAAGCUAUGGAGUUUGAUGAAUUAAUGAACAAAGAACUUGAUUUAUUGAUCAGAAGCGUUCACCAUAAAGCAACGGAUUUGAAAACAGGAAAAAAGCAAAAUAAAAAUCUCAGAGUGAGAUUUAAAAAGGAUCAUGACGAUGGCGAUGACUUUCCAGUAGAUAAAGAUCCACUUUGCGAUUAUGAAGAAGAUGAGGCUAAUGCUAAAUGGGUGCAAGAAAAUCUCCCUGGAGGGAAGAGCGAGAAAUCUGAUGCCAUCCUUAACUGUCCUGGAUGUAUGUCUGUGUUAUCUCUAGUUAGUCAUAGGUAAGUUUGGGCUUUAUUUGAGCCGAAAUAUGUGUUGUAGUUCUGUGCUAUUAAGUUUCUUGUAACGACUGGGAAUAAUCGAAAUCUACCUUAAGCCUCAUGUGGUUAAGCGAAGAUAUACUUGUAUACGUAAAUGUCUGGUUUUGAUUUUAGAUAUGUAGGUACCCACGGUAUUAUUAAACCCUAACUAGAAAUUGUGCAUACAGGAUAAAGGAUUUUAGCUACUUAAGUACAUUACUGGCUUGGAUAAUACCACAUGUUUCGUCAUAACUUUAGCAUUAACCCUUUAUGGGUUUUCAAACAACUAUUUUCAGAACAUAAUUAUUGAAGUGUUUGCGAAAAAGUGUGACUUUGUAUCUAUUAUUCCGUUCAUUUAUAAUCGCUCACAUUCAUGCCUUCAUUCACAUCUACUCUGUCAAUCAUUUUCACGAUGAUUUGGUGCAUAACAAUUAAUCUUUGGGUACUUCUGGUUUAUAACUCAACGUCUCCUUACAUCUUCGUGGUAGGCUAAGUGGAUUAAGCGAUUUGGAUCGCAUCAAUAUGAUAAAGAAUGUGACUAGACAUAUCUCAUUAUAACAUGACAUACUAGAAUAAUAUUAAAGCGUGAUGAGUUAUUUUAUAUUAAUACUUUAAAAUUUUGUUCUUGAUUAGCAACAUUGAGGAACAAAUAAAUUUUAAACUAUAUAUGGUUUUCUAAUUUUAGGCACCCACAUUUCAAGACACAAUAUUAUACAGAAUACCCUAUCAAUUGUAUUGUGGACGAAACUCAAAUAAUAUCUCGAACGAUAUCAAAACCACAAAAUGCGAAAAAAUCUCCAGAAAGCAGUUUGAAAUCAAACCGGAAUGUCAUGAAGGAAUAUCACCCGGUCACUUGUAAAGUAUGCGGUAAUUCAGUCGGAUGUAAGGAAAUCCAGACCAAUAUGAUCUACUUCAAUGACAUACUUGCAAGUCAUAGUUAACUGAAGGGAUUUUUUGCACAGGAUAGGUGGUAUGGCUACUUAAUAAUAUUAAGUAGCUUGUUCCGAGUAACAUUAAUUCAUGGACUAGGACUUUUUGUGAACAACUUUAUUUCACUGUAUAUAAGUAAAUUGCUUUUUUUAUCUCGGAAAUUAAUAAAAUCUCGGGCAAAUGCAUUUCAUAAUUGUUUUUCAUCUAGAAUACUUAAAACAAGAAUCCAGAAACUGUUAGCUUAUUCCAUUUCUUUAAUUUAGUCCUUUACCAUGUCAUGUAAUUCACAUUGAAGUCGAAUUGUUUGUUUUUCAUGAUGAGGAAAACCUAAUAAGUUUUUUGCAUAAAAAAUAGGCUCUUUGAAAAUUUCAGGCCUCAAAAUAAUAGUUGUUACUGUCGUGAAAUUUCUUACAAAUGUAGCAUCUGUCCACAGGUAAACGUUAAACUUAGAAUAUAAUUGUAAGCGAAGGUUAUUAUUUUCAUCUUAUCACAGUUAUCUGUGUGGGAAUCUGUUAUGGAUGUGAAAUUCCUAAAUGGAACUUAGAAUAAAGUUAAUAUCUACCUAAUAUGAAUUUUAGUUAUAUUAAUUUAUUCAAUUUGAAUUCUGUUAAUGAACUUUCAAUUGCAUUUUUCACUAUGAUUUACGCACAUUGAUAACUCAAUUCAGAAACUAUAGUCAUCGUAACCAAUAUAUAACUGAUUGUCUUAAAUUUAUUUUGAAUUCUACUGAAUUUUGACCAAUAAGGCCUCUAUACAGCAACAGGACGUCUUACUCCAGUUAUUGGGGCAGGGAAGAAGACAAUAACAAUAGUCUCAUUCACCGUAUUGAAGAUGGAGUCGUGAAACCGUAGCUUAGGACACAAAUGUAUUAACUAGGGACGAGGUUGAUGAAAGGUUGAUCAUACACCCGGACUCAAUGACUUAUCUAAGGACAAACGAGAUAAAUCCUAACAGUGUGCUCGUACUACUGUGAAGGGACGCUGUUAUCAAGUGUCGAAAACAGACCGAAUCAAACACUCAUAUACACCCGAUAAGUAACAGAGAGGGGCAAAAUAUGCUACAACAUGACUCCUGUCAAGAAGAAAGCAGAUCUCAAAUAACUUAUGUUUUAAAGAAUUGGGAUUUAGUGUUGCUUGAAUUACAUAAAUGUGCUAAAAUCGUCCUCAUGUAUUGCAAUUCAAUUAUUCAUCAUAAUAAUGGAUGCACGCAAGUUUUCCAGGGAAACGACAAAAAAAGGAUGUAACCUACCGAAUAGAACAAAUGCAGAAAAAUCUUAAUAAAGUUUAAUUAAUCAUCAUCGAUGAUUUAUUGUUAGUUCUACGAUUUCACGUCUGUAUGGACUGCCAAAAUUACACAAGAAAAAUGUUUCUCUUUGUUCUAUAACGAAUACAAAUAACACCCUAUACCAUGCAACUGACAACUGAAUUGUGCAAAUUCCUUAAAUAGCUGGAGAUCAGAUCAAUAAACAUAGCGCCAACAAUUAAUUUACUUCCAUAGACACCAAUGUAUUUGGAAAAAGAAUGACUUCAUUAAAUGUCGCCUCACUUCUCAAAAAUACUCCUCUUACACAGGGACAAUUUGUUCACUGUGAAUAGAUUACAAAUGAUAAUAUUGGGAUUCCAAAAUAAUAUCUAAAGAAAUCGCUGUUACACUACGCUAUGAGUUUAUAAUUGCGAUUUAAUAAUGAGUUAUACAGACAAAUGUGUAUGGCAUUAAGGUCGCUACUAGGUCUUCUCUUAUCAGAAGGCUUAAUAGUCAAUCUGGAAAAUACCAUUAUUCGAUUAACAGUUAGUGACUUUUGUUUUUACGAGGUAUGUAUGGAUGAUAUCUUCAUUAUCUGUGACGAGAGUUGGGAUCUCAACAGAAUUCCACAUGUACCACCAGAAAGUCAGAGUUGAGCACAGAAUUUCACUUUUUUGAUGUUUUUAUGAAAAGUAAACCGGAUUAGUCUCUGCAAAGACCAGUGUAUAGAAGAACGACAUGAGACUGACAGCGUACGAACUUCUAGAUUUGGAUUUAACUAGGCAGAAAGAUAAACCUACUACAUUCCGUAUUGCUGAGAACCACAAGAGUUCGCACGGAGGACACACUCAGCAAAAAAACUAAACAGAGUCGGAGAAACGCUCAUAAAAACGGGAUUUAUCAGAUUCAUUUACAAAUAACUAAAACGAGAGAGCUAAAUAAACAGAAGAAAUAGUACUGAAGAAGAUUUUGUUCUUGUAUAUUGAGCUUAAAGCGAGGGAGUAUAGUUGCAGUGAUCUUAAGAAAUCAUUGUCAAAAUUGUUGAGUGAGAUACUCGAUUCAACUGAACUAUGGAUUGCAUUAUGCAGUAACUAAUUCAAGGAUGAACCGUUGCUUUGGUUACCUCCGUGUGCAUCUGUCAGUUUAUUUGCUCGUGUGGAAUAUGUUGUUGUUAACUCCAAUAUAUAUCCUCUUUCCAAAAGCAUAUCUGAACACUACCGAGUAUGGUUAUCAAAAUGUGAAUGCGAACCAGCUACUAUUUUUAUUUUUAAACUGUUUCAAUUCUAAAUAAUUCAUGAAGUCAAGCGAACUGGUUAUAAGGGCAUCCGAUUGAAAAAUAUGUGUAUAGCGAAGGGUUUGACGGUUCGUCGAUUCAAGGUUGGUCUUUGAGAUCAAAAGUGAUAUAUCUAAUCCCUUAUUUAGCGAUGAUCCUAACACCUUAUUUUAAAUUGUUAUGAUAUGUAUCCGUCUCUUUUCUCCAUAUAUUCGCCAAGUGAACACUUAACUUCCACACCUCUUUUCUAUGUUGUUUUCAUUCUUAUUACUCUUAAAAUUUUUGAUUAACUCUUGUUACCUGUGCUAAUGACUCAACAUUUUAAAAUUGUAUUAUACAUUAAUAUGUGUAAAAUAAUUGUAGAUACCAUUGUACAACUUGAGAAAAUAACAUCAAUAAAUUUUUUUCUUCCGAACUGUUUUUAUUUUACCCAGUUGUUAUUACAUAGUAGUGCCAAACUGUGAAUACGGAACUAGUUGGAUUCAGAAAUAAGUAUAGUAGGGUCUUGAAUGAUUCAGCUUAUCGCAUCCAUUUAUCACGAAAUUCAAACCAGUUUCCUGACAUAGAUCCUAUUUAUGAGUGUAGUUCUACUAAUCACGUUAAUAUGUCACAAGUAAUUUUUAUUUUACUUUUUUGUAAAUUAAAAAAUGCGAAACUUGCUACUAUAAAAUAUAAUGAGUUCGAAUAUUUUCACAAACAUUUUAGCUGAUAACAGUAAAAUCUAUUUGUCCAGAAGUAUUCCCUGACGAGAGUGAUUUGGCUUAGUAGAUGCAAACGAAAAACUAUGGUAUAAUCUCAGAACACAACUUAUAUAAAUUGUUUGAUAUCAUUUGUAAAAGUAAACAAUAUCUAUCCAUAGGCAUAUGCAUUUGUCUGUUUACCACUACUCAAGCUCUAGCUAUCUUCAAUUCCAAGCUAAUUCUACGUGUACAUUAAAUAGGCUUUAAGAUCUUUUUUAACGUCUGAGCCCUAGUUCCUUAUGCGCUUUCAUAUUCUUCUUUCUCUGUCUGUGUUUUUCUUAAACUUCAAGGGUAUUUCUUUCUGAGUGCAGUAUAAUUUGUUAUGUUUGACAUAGAUUUACAAAUUUUAUUUUUAUCUCAUAACAUGUCAUAUUCAUAUUCACAAUGACAUUGAUUUACAUAAUUUGAAGGAAAAUUCUACCAUAAUCUCUUACAUGUGUUCGACCUUUAGCCUUGUAUAAUUUUCGUAUUUUCUAAUCAUUUUGACGAUUCAUAUAUUUUAUUCAGUUGUAUUGACCUUACUCCACAAGUUAACGAAAUAAUAUUAUUAUCAUUUAGAUUAUAAUUUCCUAUAUAUUAGUACAUCAUUUGAAAAUAAAGUCGUCACAAUGAUGAUUUUUCUGUCGAAAGAUUUGUUUUGUGUUUGGAAGUGGUUUAAAAACCCAAACUAGAACUGUGAUUAUACGGAGUUAAUGCAGCUUAAAAUUUGCCUAGUUCACAGUUUUAAUUUUUAUUAAUUGAACGAUUAAUUGAAACAAUCUAAAAAACCUUCCUCAUAUAUAAUUCGCUAAAUAUUUAGAAACAAAGAGUAUUAUCUAUAAGCUUUAGAUGUACUUGAUGUAGUUUAAUUCUGAUACGAUGUCGGUUUAUCCGUUUUAAAUCUACUGAUUUAUGGAGCGUGAUGUUUGCGGAAUUCGUGACGUUCGUAACACUAAGAUUGUGAUGAUUAAUUCGUACAUCUAAAUAGUAUUAAUGAUGAUAAUGUAUCUAAAUCGUACAAUGUAAAUUAUCUCUAACCACCUACUCAAAUUCAUGCAGUUCUCUUGAAGAUGAUCCACAUUCAUAAGAAAUAACUAUAGGACGGACUGUUCAAUACGGAGAUUAUUUUGAGAUGUGUUUGGUAAUAAUGAGAAAAGAUAAAAUAUUUAAUUGAAAUAAAGUAGAAUUAAAUACUUGUACAAUGUAUUCAGCCCUAUUUGUAAAUUUCUAGUUUUUGAAUUACUGUUAUGAUUCUUUUCCAAUACUGCAAUUUAUUAUCAUGCGGUUAAUCGAAUAUUAUUCCUUAAAGAUGAGUCCGACUAGAUCUUAGUCAGUUAUAAAAAAUGUAAGACCUGUGACAGAAAUUCACCUGCCGAAAUUGUCAUUACAAAGACAAAAAAUUAAUAAAAGUGUAAAGUAAAACAGUGGAAAUGGUGGAAAACUAAAUUCUGAUAGUAUCGUUCGAAAGUUCAAGGAAUUAACAAUGUGAGUAAUGUAAACACUAAAGAUUUAAAGUUAAUGAAAUUGACUAUGAGUUGUCAUUUAUGGUCUAUCAAAAACUACAAUCUCUGCUUGGAUUCUAACCAAGGAGUCAGCACUUCUCUGUACUGCAUAGACAAUUGUUGAAUGACUGCUCGAACUGUGCGCACGCUUUGGUAUAGUCGACUCUAAUAAUUUCCUCACUCCAAUUUUAUGUUAGCCAUCAUGACAGAUAACUAGUAACUGAAUACGCAGUUUCUAUGUCACAACCUUGAUAGAUUAGACCCAUUUAUAAAAUAUAAGUCUGACUUAAUUGGAUGGUAUGCUUGUUAUUGUAUAACUUAAUAAUGUUGAUUAGUUUUCAUAUGUACAGAUGACACAUCAGAAAGUAUUACAUUUUCAAUAACAAAUCUGAUGACCCAAAAUUACUGUUUUCUAUAUCAAACAGUUGAGAGACUACGAAAUAAUAAGGAAAUAUACUUUUGGAGAGCUAUAACUAUACACAAAUGCUAACAUUUUAGGACCAACUCGUCUCGUUACAUAAGUAAAUGAAUCAGCAUAAAAUGGCUAAUCAUCUCUUCGGUAUAAACGAAUUCAAGUUAUAUUAUUGAAGGAAUAAUGCAAAAACAAAGUUAAAUACCAUCUGAGAAGUUUUAGCAAACAUCAUAUCUCAAAGAGACACUAUAAUGUAUACUACUUGUGUACGAACAGGUACAAGUAGUAUAUAUCAGGAAUUGAAAGUAGGAUUUCUAACGGACAGAAAAGAAAAACAGAAAGCAAUCAAAAUAACAACAGUAAUGAAAUAGAGGACUUAAGGAGGGUGGGCAAAUAUUGUAUUUAACGUAUUGUUUUCAUAGUUUACAAAUACAGUGUAAUUUACAUAAUACUACACGUUGAUUCAAUCUAAAAAAGGUCUUCAUUUACUAGUAUACUUCCACUACAGCAACAAUCAGCCGUCAAAGUUCAUCAAAAAGAUUUUCUGCUGUUAAAAGAAUCCGGAAAAGACUAGUACAUAGCAUAAUGAAGGAUAACUUCUUCUAGAUAGCAGUAGCAAACUGCACAACUUGACAUAAUUAUAUUUCAUUUGAACAUAAUGACUCAUAAUCAUAUUGUAAAGAAAAUCAACGUUUAAGCAAAAUUGAACAAGUGAUAAGUUACUAAUUUUCGACCGUACCUGUUUCUCACAUAUAUUGAUUAUAAUUAUUCUUAUGAUGAUGUUUAGAUAAAACUAGAUAAAUAACUUUUAGAUUUAGUGAGUUGUUUUUAUGAAUAGUUAAGUAAAUGUAAGAUAUUUUCUUUUAAUGAUUGAAGACACUUAAAAGACAACAGAAAGACUUCAAGCGUUGAGGAGUGUUUAACCUCGAGUAGAGUCGUAACCGCUAAAAAGUCUAGAACUAAAAUGAAACACUACCAAAAUAACAAUUUAUUGCUUCCUGGCUGUCAAUCUAUGUUAGUUUGUAGUGAAAAUCAGCUUCCCAGAGUAAUCUUUCAUUUUACGAAUUUUUUUAACUUGUUAAUAAUAAGCCACAAUAAAGCACUUUAAAAACAAUCUAAUUUAUAUUAGACUAACCAAAAUAUAUGAAACGAUCUUCGAUAACUUCAUCAUAGUUUGACUAUAUAUAACAGCAAAAUCUUAAUGUAGCUAAUCAGUAUAUUGCUUCUUUCUAGGACAGAAUCACAAGAUUGAAUGAAUAUUAUGCUAGUAUUAAAGCAUCAGUACAUUUAUACGUAUAUUUCUUCAUUCGUUUUAUUUUAUUAAAGACCGUUGUUAUUGAGUUUAAAUAAGUUACCCACAAACAUGUGAUGUGGUAUAUCGAUUUGUUAAAUUGAAAAUAUUGUAACAGAGAAUUAAUUUUAGUCAUGUACUCGCUCAAUUUUAUUUCCCCAAAGUUUGCGAUACAAAAUUUGAAAGUUUCUUUAUCUAUUAAGUUUGUUUUGGGUAUUGAUGACAUCACUCGCUCAUCUAUAACGUAGGAUCAGGCACAUAUAUGCAUCGGUUCAAGUUGCUAAACCCAGUUAGCACAAGACGAACACCAAAUUCAUGGAAGUAGUUACUUCAAUGGUAGAAAUAGAUAAAAAAGAGAUUACAUAUAUGGGGGGAGAUUUAGUUCGUAGAAAUAAAGGUAUGAAGUAAUUUUAAUCUCAUGGUUUAAGUGAAGACAAAGAGUGUAAGCACCUAUACCAUUGUGAUCAAUUCUGAGCUAUAUCACUCAGUCUCUAGCCACUCCUUAUGAGAGUCGCGCAGACCCCGCCCAAGUAGUCUGCCAUAAAAACGUACGAAUAAAUGUCGACAACAAAUGCAUAAUAACAUUGGCUGAAUAAUUGAACUUAUUCACAACAUAUAAAAUCCUUACUAAUGAACAACUUUUGACAUUGUGUACUAUCUGCUACCUAGUGUCAAUUCUUUCAUUACCAAUGUAGAAUAAGUUUUCGAUUUUGCAAGUUCCACAUUAUUUUAACACCUAAAUGAAUCACUUAUAAAAUCUAAGGAAUAAAAUAAUAUUGGUUAAUCGAACUAUUGAGGUUUUGGAUUUGAAGGAAAGUUCCAACAGAAAUUUCUAGUUUUGAUUUCAGUGACAGUGAGACAGUUGUUAAUCUCUAUUGUUUCUUUUUAGCAAUCUAAUGAUUGAUCUUCAUUUCUUUACAACGAGAGUCAUCUUGAAACUAAACGAAAGGUAUCACAAUAUGAAUACUAAAUCUCAUUUGCUAUUCCAUUUGAUAAACAUUUUAAUCAUAAUUAGCUUUGAUAGCUAUUCUUACAACAAGAAUUUGUUUUUUGCACUUCUCUUUCACAUACAUACGCAGUAUAAUUUUUCUAUUCUCGGAUUUUAGUUUAGUUUAUCAUCGUUUAUGUAGCAAAACAAAUUUAAACUUCGUACAUA
Schistosoma haematobium is the source of this 12337-nucleotide messenger RNA. RefSeq lists its product as uncharacterized. The record is from RefSeq and is a predicted model, not a curated record. Gene Ontology annotation, cellular component: nucleus. NCBI's taxonomy places the organism in Eukaryota, Metazoa, Platyhelminthes, Trematoda, Strigeidida, Schistosomatidae. Gene Ontology annotation, biological process: positive regulation of cell population proliferation. The transcript has 2 exons. Bases 3496 to 3798 code for a protein of 100 amino acids.